GGGGGAGGUGAAGGGAAACAGGAGUGAACGGUAUUGCGAAAUAGUCUAGAAACCAAUUCUCGCGGAGUGGAGGUGAAGAGUGGAAGGGGUGAAAGAUAUUACGAGAUUGAAAAGAAAUCUCGAGGAGCGAUGGUGCAGGGUGAAGGAGGUCCCGGGUAUUGUGAUGACGAAAAGAAAUAUCGCGGGCAGAAGGGAAGAAAGCAGAGCCCAGGACCGGGAUCAAAACAGAAUCUCGGGGAGGCUGAAUUGAAGCGAAAACAAUCAUCACGCGAGAAUAUCGCAGACGACUCGGCGGGUGGAAUUGUUGAGGAGGAGGGGGGCCGAUCGGUGGUGCACAACACCGAGGGUGAUGGCCUGGCGACGGGGAUCGUCUCGUCCAACCACGGUAAGCGACGUUUUUCAGUAUCUAAGGAGUAUUCCAAGCAGGGUGGAAGUGAUUAUCCCAAACUGCAAGUGGUUUCGGGUGCUGACAAAUUGAGCUGCACGGGUGUCGGCCGUGGGAGCUAG
Molecule: messenger RNA, 507 nt
Organism: Ectocarpus sp. CCAP 1310/34
Lineage: Eukaryota; Phaeophyceae; Ectocarpales; Ectocarpaceae
Source: the annotation of a GenBank genome assembly